AUGACCCUGACCCAGGUGUCUACCUGGUUCGCCAAUGCCCGACGUAGACUCAAAAAAGAGAAUAAGAUGACCUGGACUCCGCGGAAUCGCAAUGAAGAGUCCGGUGACCUGGAUAAUAGGAAAACCGAUAGGACGAGUUCUGAAGACAGCCAGAAGGCUGUCGGUGGGGACGCCAGUUACUUUAAGUCUGAACAGCCUUACAAGGUCUUUUCUGAAGCAAUGAGUGGGGUUGAAGAUGAUGAUGAGGAUGGUGAUGAAGAGGAAGAAGAAGAAGCCCGGGAAGAGGAAGAAGAGGAUGAGGUAGAGAAGCGCUUUCGACGCGACGAUACCAGCAUUGUUUCUGACGCCGACAGUGUCCCCGCCUAUAAUUCAGUGUUGGGUGCAAGCCAGACAUCCUACAAUCAUAGUGACCCGCCUUAUUCAUUCCCUUGUGCUUAUGCCAUGGACGGUGGCAACCCAGAGAUUUCAUUGCCUUAUGAAACGUGCGGGCAGCAAAGUCUCAAUCAGUCAAGCUCGUUGAACUGGUGCAACCCAGGCGGCCUAGGCUGCCGAUUACACCUCCCUCAUCUCUCCCCGAUAUUCACAAAUGGCGACGCUCAACACCCAAGGACGUGUCUCCGUGAUACUUCCGCCAUCGUGCCACAGAAGUUUCCCGCGCCAUCUGGGGCAGCAGCAUUAGUUAAUAGCUCAUGUAAGUUCAUCAUUUGGCACGUAUGUAUUGUCCUAUUUUGAGAUCCGAUUCAAAUAAGACCUCACCAAAGUGCUGUUGUCUUCUAGAGGGAGUGAUACGAAUGAUCUAAUAAAGCAGCACACAAAGUUGCUCACUAAUCAGAUUGAUAGGUCACGAGGAUAGAUUCUGUCCCCGUUUUCCGAUAUCCUAGGGAAACCAGACUGCACCUUUGAAGCAAUCUACCUAUUUGAUCUGGAAACCAGUUUUUUUUACUUGGAUAUAUCUUUGAUGUACAUUCCUUGUCCGUGUUUACUAAGCGCUAUGACCCAUUUCAGGAAAUGAGCUGCGCACAGACCACUUUUGCGUCAACAAUUAU
Spirometra erinaceieuropaei is the source of this 1046-nucleotide messenger RNA. NCBI's taxonomy places the organism in Eukaryota, Metazoa, Platyhelminthes, Cestoda, Diphyllobothriidea, Diphyllobothriidae. The record is from the annotation of a GenBank genome assembly.